ACACCUAAAAUUUUAGAAUGUUCUAAGAAAGAUUCUAAAAUUUCAGGUGUUCCUUCCAUGGGACAUUAAAAAGAAGCAGACGUUUGCCUGGAACGACUGAAGUAAAAUAAAAAAAAGUAAAACAAGUACCUGAUCGCCAGUCGCAACCCCCUUACCUUUCCGAUUUGCCGACAUCGUUCCUUGUAGCCGGUUGCAACCCUUGGUGGUGACAGAAUUGUGGUGGCUUUGCUUGGUCGUGACGGAGUUGUGGUGGUUUGCUUGGUGGUGGUGGUUUGAUUGGUGGUGGUUGUGGAUGAAAUUGCUAAGGUGAAAAGAGAGAAAGAUUGAAGAGUUAUUUAAGAAAAGGUUAAUAAGGAAUGUUCAUAUAAAGAUAUGGCGUUACCCGGUAAAUACCGGGCGUGAUUUAGUACCCAACACGAGGGUAUUAUCGUCCUUUUCAAAUAUGUAUAGUACGUUAAUACCUCAAUACUAGUACCAGUGAAUGGAAAUAUUACUAACUCAGAAAAAAAGGAAAAAAAAAAGAGAAGACGAAAGAGGAAGAAGAGGCGCUGAGAAUUUGAACUUGUGUAAAAAAAAAAUCAGAGGGAGAAGCAAAUUUCAAUCAAUUUCCCUCCAAACUUUCAACACUCAACGACUAUCAAUCAUCCCCAAUUUCUUCAGAUUUCAUGCCUUCAAUUCGUUAGGCAGCAACAAUGGCGGCAGCAACUUCAUCGCCAGUUCUCAGCAAUAAUGGGUCUGAAACGAGUGGUAAUAACGGCAUCUCUACUCCGCCGCCGCCGUCAGCGACACCGCCAGCCGCCGUGAAAAGUCCCGGACUUCCGACGAUUACGUUGCAAAGACCCGACCCGCCCAAGAAUCUUCGGGGUCUCAACAAACCUAAGUGUAUUAAGUGUGGUAAUGUCGCUAGGUCUAGGUGUCCUUACCAGUCUUGUAAAAGUUGCUGUUCUAAAGCCCAGAAUCCUUGUCAUAUACAUGUUUUGAAGCCAAAUUCAACUCUAGCGGAUAGGGGAGGAGCUUCUCCAAACUCCACUAUACCUGAGCAGCAGCCUAAUGAAGCAGCAGCUCCCGGGCCUCAGUCGAAAGCAACUUCACUUCGACAGCUUUCUAGCACUUUCUCACAAUUCAACAAUGUGCAUAUUCCAGUCCGGUCAAGGAAACCACCAACUAGAAAGGAGGCGUUGAUUACAAAUGAAUGGAGAUUUGCCAAGUUAAAAGAAUAUAAGGAGGGAAACAUUGAAGCAGAAAAUGUAGCUUUUAAUAGAUACAUGCAGAAUAUCAGUUUACUAAAAGAGGUAUUCAAUGUUAAUUCUGAGAGGCCAGAUGAGAAUGGCUCCAUGGUGUCAAAUCCUCCCACGACUUCUGGUGAGAGAAUGGAGAUUAUUUCAGAGACCAAGGUAAUGCUUAGAUCCAAUCCUGUAAGAAUUGAUGCGUUCAGGAAGAGGAUUCGGCAGACAAUAGAUCAGGGAUUAGAAAAGCUACAGAAGUGUAAUUCAAUUGAUGUUCCUAGCAACUUAGACAAUGAAGAUGAUCCAGCCCCAAAAGUAGCUAAAAAUUGGUGGUCUGAAAAGACCUCGCCCUUGACUGAAUUGAACUAUAAGUUGGAUAAAGCUCGAAAUGAGGAGGAUUUGAAGCACUGUAUCAAGAUGAAGUCCAAAAUUACAGGUCAACAAAAAUUAAGCUCGGGAAAGAAAACCAAGAAUUUUGAGGUAUUGGAGGAGCAGACCAUCCAGAACAAUUUGCCUUCAGCACAAGAAUCUGAUGUUUCUUUAAAACUGGUGAGAACUACUGAAAUUGAUCAGGAUGCUUUGAAUCGCAUGGAUUCUCGUUUUUCAUCCCUAGAGGAAAUAGAAGAUUUAUAAUUUUUGAACUCUCCUUAUCUCAUUAGAGGGUUGUGGAUUAUCUAACAGUUGAUGUAAUCUUGUUAUGAUCUUCAAGAGUAUAAAUUGUUAUAAUUCAGCUUUA
Messenger RNA from Chenopodium quinoa (quinoa), 1962 nucleotides. RefSeq lists its product as uncharacterized. Lineage: Eukaryota; Viridiplantae; Streptophyta; Magnoliopsida; Caryophyllales; Amaranthaceae. The record is from RefSeq and is a predicted model, not a curated record. The coding region runs from base 693 to 1859 and encodes 388 amino acids. The transcript is spliced from 6 exons.